This is a messenger RNA of Rhagoletis pomonella (apple maggot), 2019 nucleotides long. RefSeq lists its product as uncharacterized. Bases 1 to 2019 code for a protein of 672 amino acids. The record is from RefSeq and is a predicted model, not a curated record. The transcript has a single exon. NCBI's taxonomy places the organism in Eukaryota, Metazoa, Arthropoda, Insecta, Diptera, Tephritidae.
AUGCGGAAGCUGGGAAUACAAAAGAACAACAAUUGGUUCGUGAACAAAACGAACGUCAAAUUUCCCGAAGAGGUAAGGUGGCUACUAUCACUGGGGAAAAAGUUCACAUUACCAACAACAAGGACAAGUUUCUCACCAAUACUCACUAUAGCAGAAAUGGAACAAAUAAUCAUGGGGAUAAAAAACGAAAAGGAGAAAGAAACAGCGAGAAAUAAGUUGAGCAACAGAAUUCUACUGUUCAAGCGGAAUAUUAAACACAACUCUGCCGAAAAAUUCAUUUUAGCUGCAUUUAACCAAACAAAGGCGUUUCUGAGAUCCCACAAAAACAUUGUUAUAACAGAUGCUGACAAGGGCAAUAAGACAGUAGCAAUGUACGAAUCGGAAUACAUUGAAAAGAUAAACAAAUUACUAGAAGACAAAAACACAUACAAAACUUCAAGAACAGACCCAACGAGCACUCUGCAGAGAAAAAACAAUAAAAUAGUUGAUGAGCUCUACAAAGCCAAACACAUAAACAAAAGGGAAAAGCAGCUUCUCACCAGCACCGCAGCUGCAGCGCCAAGGCUAUAUGGGCUGCCGAAAAUUCACAAACCGCAAGUUCCUUUACGCCCCAUUGCUUCGUCAGUCAUGGUCCCCUGUUACAAGUUAUCCAAAUAUGUCGGAGAAAUACUCAAGCCAUUGAUUUCAGAGAGAUACAAUGUGAAGAAUGCGUUUAAUUUGAAAGAGAGAUUAACGAAUAUAAGUGUAUGUGAUGAAGAUGUUUUAGUGUCGUUCGAUGUCAUCUCCUUGUUUACGAAUAUACCGACAAUGUUAGCCACAAAAAUUAUUAUGAAAAAGUGGGACCAGAUACAACGGACAACCAGCAUUCCAAAACACAAAUUCCAACAAAUUCUUGACUUCUGCCUUAAAGAUAAUAACUACUUCAUGUGCAAUAACAAACUAUACACCCAAACAUUUGGAAUGCCAAUGGGCAACCCCCUCUCACCGACAAUUGCCGACAUCAUUAUGGACGACCUUCUGGACAACACCAUCUCGGAGCUGAAACAACACUUCAACAUUGACAUCAAGUUUAUCAACAAAUAUGUAGACGAUAUUUUUGCAAUAACAAACCGCAACGACGUGAAUACAAUUCUAGAGACGCUAAACAAAUACCACCCAAAACUUCAGUUUACCAUGGAAAUGGAAGAAAACGCGAGCAUUCCUUUCCUUGAUGUCCGUAUACACAAAAACAACAACAAUAUUGUUCUAAACUGGUACUCGAAACCAACGUCGUCUGGACGCCUGAUCAAUUAUCUCUCCUCCCAACCAAGAAAAUAUAAAAUCAACACCGCGAAAAAUCUUAUACACAAAAUACUGACGAUAAGCGACCAAAAAUUUCACGAAGCCAACAUAGAGAAAAUACACAGCAUUUUGAAAAGCAACAAUUAUCCCAAUCACCUGAUACGCGAACUAAUAAAACAAGAAACAAUGCGAAUAGGAAAUCAGCAAAAUAAAACGCCGACCACAGCAACAGCAAAUACACCAAAGAAGUACUACAGCGUCACUUACAUCCCCAAGCUAAGCGAAAACUUUGAUCACAGCACAUUAAAGGAACAAAACAUAACUCUCGCCUACAAAACAAAUAACACGUUAGCUAGAAUCUACACAAGAACAAAAAGCCCACUAGACAUACAGCAACAAAACAACGUUGUUUAUGAAAUACAAUGUAAGGGCAAAGAGAACGAAAACUGUGGUAAAGUGUACAUAGGGACAACAAAACGCGCAUUAGGUGUUCGUAUAGCCGAACAUAAAACAGAUAUAAGGAAACAAAAACACAGCACAGCCCUAUCACAGCACAUAUUAAACAGCGGCCACACAGCUGAUUUCACUAACACUAGGAUUAUUGACAAGGAAAAGAGGGAAAUGACGAGAUACACUUUGGAAAGCUUAAGAAUAUUAGAAAAAAGGGAGAAUACGAUCAACAAAAAAGAAGAUACGGACAACAUCGCGGCCGCCUACAUGUUAUGCAUAUCAAAAUAA